ACGUAAUACUGAAAGCAGUGCGAGCCCACGCAAGCUAAUGCCUCGUGCAUAAGCUCCAGACGGCUUCUCUUCGGUUCGGUCAACGGACGCGUGUAUCCUGUAGGCACAGUCACCUGAUGCCUGUAAGCUCUUCAUUCUGAAAGAUCGUUCUGUGGGAGGCCAGCCAGUAGAAGAUAAGGCACGCUUUCUGCGAACGGUGACUAAACUUAACCAUGCAUAACAUACCAUUGAUUGUUCCGGCAGUAAUAGAUAACACUGGAGCGAGUUUCAUAUGUGUAACCUCGAAACCUAUACCUGUCGUUUAUGGCUAAUGUGGUACGUGAGUACUAUGCGCUAUGGAACGUGGGUUUUACGGUGACCGAGUAUGACAAAUAUCUUAUGUUUACAGCGUUCCGAUUAUAAUUUUAAUUACAACCCAUCCGAUUGUUCGUAGGUUACGUCCACAACAGGGUUCUUCAUCAGGACAGAAGUAUACGCAAUCGACCCCUGGAAGCUUGGAACAUGGAGCUGUAUACCAAACAUCAGAAAAUAAACUAGCGUCUUGGUCCGGUGUGGACAUUCUUCACUGCCCCGUCACGCGUCCGUUUCGCGAACGUGAGGAGCACGCGUUACUUCGCGAGAUCUUGCAAACGCGGUGUCCUGAGAUUACGUUAUCGAGGCUGUGGCAAUAUGGAGGGUUGGAAUGCUUCUUGUAACGAAAUUCAAGAGAAGCGCUUGUGUCGUUGCUACUAAUUUUGGCAUUCGCAGUACAAACCCUAUCUGUAACGACAGCCACAACUACUACUCGGGCGACUACCACUAGUACGACUACGACUACGUCGACUACUACGACGACCACUACCACGACAACUACAACAACAACUACGACCACCACCACCACGACAACAACUACGACGACCACCACCACGACGACGACGACGACGACCACCACCACCACGACGACAACGACGACCACCACCACCACGACAACUACGACGACCACCACCACGACAACAACUACGACGACCACCACCACCACGACGACAACUACGACCACCACCACCACGACAACAACUACGACCACCACAACUACUACGACAACCACCACCACGACAACUACGACCACCACCACCACAACAACUACGACCACCACGACAACGACCACCACAACCACCACCACCACUACUACUACUACGACAUUGAAACCACCCUUGCCUCAUAACUUUCUUGCUUGCGUCGCCUUGGUCGUUCAGGAUCAAUAUCAACCAGUGGAUGGCGUGUGCCACUUUAUAUUCUUCACCGUCCAAGACAUCGAUGCAUUGAAGAAUAAAAAUCUCCGUCUUCAAAGAAGUAAUAUUGGUAUCGACAUACCGAGUUUGAAAACCCAGAGCAUGCAAGGAAAGCUUGCGAGUGCAAUCGCAAGCUAUUGGCCAAAAAUCAGAGACUUUGCUGUCCUGGAUACGGAACUCCAUCCAACAACUUCAUCAAAUUAUAUCGACGAGGUCACAAGGUUCCUGCGCGAAGCGGACAAGAACGUGAACAACCAGAUAAGAGCAGAAAUACCGCCACGUAGGACCUUUGGCUACGUGCUACUAGGUGUGGCGUUAAUCCGUGGAAGCCAACCGGCGAGUAUCCUCCUGACGAACUUCAACAGACUCGUACAAGCGAUUGAGCUCGACGCGCUGCUGUACCGAACUUCUCUCAUUCAUAAUAUCAUGGACCGAAGGGUAUGCGUAUCUACAGGACCAUCACCCUGGACGGGAUCUGGUGUACCUUCUAUGCAGCCAUGUUUUGUUGACUCGCUGGAAUUCAGAGCUCAGUAUGGGCAUCAAGCACUUCCUUCGAAGACAGCAGAAUUGCUCUCCUUUAGCGCUGCUGCCUUUUUGACCACCUACGAUGGCCCUAAUUCUAAGAGAAGUCCCAUAGCCCCAUGCUUGACAAUCACGAGGAUAAAUCCGAAAGAGGUGCUUUGCGAAGGUGGACAAUACCAUCAGAUAGCAACAAACCAGUCCAACUACCUCGAAACCGACAGCUCACGAUACGACAAGCGGGGCAGCGUGUUGCAGCGUACCGUCGCCGCAGUGAUCGAUUCGAAUUGCACUAUGGAUAUAAAGAUGUGUUUGGCUAAGAGCAUGUAUGGCUUCACGGGCGGCUACGUGAUCUUCGACAUGCACUUUCACUACAUGUGCCGACAGCCACCGCAAUUCAUAGAUAUCAAAGGAGACUUUGGAUUUGUGAAGUGGGCGGAAGUUAUUUCGAAGAAUGUCCGCAGCGGAUCGCCGGUACCCUGCGCGCCUAAGACGAAUAUUUGUUAAAUAAGCUCACGAGUAAAGAAUGCAACUAUCA
Molecule: messenger RNA, 2325 nt
Organism: Ornithodoros turicata
Lineage: Eukaryota; Metazoa; Arthropoda; Arachnida; Ixodida; Argasidae
Exons: 9
Coding region: 1371-2294 (307 amino acids)
Source: RefSeq, a predicted model, not a curated record